AUGCAUGGAUCACGAUCAACUUGUAACCAUCAUACAUCAACUAGCUCAGUUAAUCGAGGCAUUUAUCCUGCUCAAGUGGAGAAAUCAUCCAACUUUAAGAAGAUAUCUAAUUCUCUGCGUAAUUCUCCAACAUUUUCCACGCAUUCAGCCCCAUUUCUUAAUCAAAUAUGCGAUCAAGGUAUAACAAUGAAAUCACCAGUAGGUGAAUCGAAUAUUGCCUCUUUUUCUAUGGCAAGCGUAAAAGAAGUAUUGGAACGAUUGAAAACUGAAGUGGAAACUGAACGUACUAAACGAUCAAUUAUAGCUCGACAACGAAGUCAAGAUAUACACAAAUUGACAACACGUUCAAAAGCUGAGAAUCGUAUUCUGUUAUCAGCAUUAAGGCAUGCUGAGAAUAAAGCAAAAUUGUAUCGUGAUGAAUAUCACAAGCUUAAAAGUAAAGGUGAUUACUUGAAAAUUUGA
Heterobilharzia americana is the source of this 462-nucleotide messenger RNA. NCBI's taxonomy places the organism in Eukaryota, Metazoa, Platyhelminthes, Trematoda, Strigeidida, Schistosomatidae. The record is from the annotation of a GenBank genome assembly.